Molecule: messenger RNA, 984 nt
Organism: Beta vulgaris subsp. vulgaris (sugar beet)
Lineage: Eukaryota; Viridiplantae; Streptophyta; Magnoliopsida; Caryophyllales; Amaranthaceae
Exons: 4
Coding region: 190-684 (164 amino acids)
Source: RefSeq, a predicted model, not a curated record
CCAAACUAAGCUAAAGCAAAGCAUCUAGAACAACACAAGAGUAAGAAGUAACAAAACAAACCCAUCUUCUUCACUUAUAAACACUCAAAUAUCAGAUAUCCAUUCAUUCAUUCAUUCAGAAAAGGAAUUGGAGAGAGAAAAUCAAAUUAAUCAGAUAUCAAAAAUCAAGCAAAUUAAAAACAAAGAAAGAUGCCAGGAGCUAAAGUAUUGGGAGUAGCAGUUGAUUUCUCAAAGAGCAGCAAAUGUGCUCUUCAAUGGGCUAUAGAUAACUUAGCUGAUAAAGGUGAUACCUUAUACAUCAUCCAUGUUCAACCUCAUUCUCAUGAUGAAUCUCGCCACCUUCUUUGGGCUAAAUCUGGUUCUCCACUUAUUCCAUUGGUGGAGUUCAGAGAUCCUAAUAUUUUGAAGAAAUACGAUGUUCAGACUGAUAUUGAAGUUCUUGAUAUGUGUGAUACUGCUUCUCGUCAAAAAGAGAUUACUAUAGUAGCAAAAGUAUACUGGGGAGAUGCAAGAGAGAAGCUGAUGGAAGCAAUUGAAGAUCUGAAAUUGGAUACUUUAGUCAUGGGUAGCAGGGGACUUACUGGUCUUAAAAGGAUUAUAAUGGGGAGUGUGGCGAAUUAUGUGAUGAGUAACGCUCAUAUCCCAGUGACCAUUGUCAAAGAACCAGGAGUUCACAAGGCCUGAUUUACUUACAGACACAGUGGUUUCAUGUAACGUUGUUGGUUAAGUAUCAUGCUGAAGCUAAGGUCUUUGUCUUGUUAGCUGCCUGUUUGUUCAUAGCUUCGUGCUCUUUCAACUCGAGGAUGUUUCUUUCGAGUUAACCAAAUUUAAUAAUUUGCUGUUAUGUUGUUGCUAAUAAGUUAGGCUUUAGGGAUCCCCUCGGCGAUCAGAACAACUAGAAGAUGUCAAUUGUUAUGCUAAUGUAUUACUUCUACUUGUAAUUCCUCAUGUAGUAAAAGGGAAAAUGGUGUUUUCAUCUUCCAA